AUGAUGAUUAAUUCAGCUAAACCUAACAUAAAACUAGAUAAAGCUUUACAAGAUAUUGUGUACAAACUUGUACCUGGUCUCUCUUUCAAAAAGAGAUGGAGCGUCGACAACAAUUUUUACGCAUCUAGACCCGGUCCAGCAGCAUCAGCAACGCCAGAGCAAAGAGGAGAAGAUACAGAAAGAAUAAUUUUCAGUCCAGAAGAUGUAAUAUCAUUUUCUUUAGAGUAUUCUGAUGCUACUGACACAGACAGCAUAUCAAGUAAGUCAUCAGACAGUAAUGAACCACAGCCUGCAACAGCCUCCACCCGGAGAAAGGGAACACAAUUCCCAGAUAGGAAACCAAGUCCAACAUGUACAGAAGAUACCAAUGUAAGCAGUCCUAUCCCACAUAUAAAUGACAAUGGGUCUGAGGCAUCAUCUGGUACGGACAGCCCUAUGCCAGAUGAUAACUUGAAGAAACUUAGUGAUACUAUAAAAAAGGAAGCACAAAAAACUCCAAAAACAUCUUCUCCCAAAAGUACCAAUGAUAAUGCUACAUUACCGAAAGAAACUCCUAAAAAUGUCAGCACACCAGUGUCUAAGACUGAAGAAACUUUGAAAAGAAAGAUUGAACCUUCAAAAGCAAUACCAGAGAUGAAGAAAAUCAAAAUUGAAGUAGACAAAACAAAAUCACCUACUACUGAAAUAAUUGUCUUCAUUCAAACAACAAACGGAGGGUCCUGUACAGAAAAACGAAAUGUGUCAGCAGCACAGACCUUAACAUCUCCUAAAAGAAAGACUUCUGAACCAACAACAGCGGCCCAACCUUCACCUUUAGUUCAAAAGACAGUUUCACCUCUAAAACUGCAAAUACCAAAGCCAGAAGCUGUUUCUACUUUGCCCAAGCAUGUUGAUACUCCUAAAACUGUUAGCAAGAAAAUGCCAGAUUUGAAACCAAGUAUUCCUUCAAAUGCAUCAUCACAAAAAUAA
Danaus chrysippus (African queen) is the source of this 969-nucleotide messenger RNA. Lineage: Eukaryota; Metazoa; Arthropoda; Insecta; Lepidoptera; Nymphalidae. The record is from the annotation of a GenBank genome assembly.